AUCCUGUGCCAGAAGUCAAUUAAGUGGUCGUCAAAAACACUUUUUUGACAAAUCCGAGGUAUAGUUGGUUUGUUAAAAAAUCGUUAAUUUUGUUAAAAGUUUUACAUAUAUUUGUGAUUCUUAAAGCGAACCAUGGCAAAAAUAUUAAAAGCGUCCACUGGACUUACUGGUCUGACUGUGUCCACGAAUCCACACCACACUCUCAAUGCUCUUUACGGGAAGAUUUUGCGUGCAUUGACUAAAAUGCCUCAAGAUGCUGCUUACCGCAGAUAUACUGAGGAAAUAAUAAAACAACGUGCCAAGGCAGUUGAAACGCAUAAAGAUGUUACGGCGCUUGAGUCAGCACUAGGAUGUGGACAAGCGGAAGAGUUAAUCGUGCAAGCAGAAAAUGAGCUAAUACUUACACGUAAAAUGCUUGGUUGGAAGCCAUGGGAGAAUUUAGUGAAGCCUGCGCCUCCCAAACAAUGGGAUUGGCCACCUGCACAAAUUUCUGAACCAAAGUUAUAAUAACCCAAUAACAAAUAAUUUCAAAAUUUGUUACAAAAUUUUUCCUUCAUAAUUUAAAACAUUUAACGCAAUUUAUUAAUUUAUAUAAUACCUUGUGGAUUUAUGUCGAAGGACUUCAUAGCAGUUUAUAUGUUAAUUAUUAUAUUUGAAAGUAAAUAAUGAGAUCGCUUUAAAAUUGA
This is a messenger RNA of Teleopsis dalmanni, 686 nucleotides long. It is a transcript of the gene ND-13B, whose product is annotated as NADH dehydrogenase [ubiquinone] 1 alpha subcomplex subunit 5. NCBI's taxonomy places the organism in Eukaryota, Metazoa, Arthropoda, Insecta, Diptera, Diopsidae. The transcript has 3 exons. Bases 133 to 507 code for a protein of 124 amino acids. The record is from RefSeq and is a predicted model, not a curated record. Gene Ontology annotation, biological process: respiratory electron transport chain.